CAACAAACUACAUUUUCUUGUUUGCUCGACAAUAUUUCUCAAACGUACGUAAAAAUAAGAAAGAAAAAACCUUUUCGCUUCUUCUUCUUUUCUUCUUUUCUUCUUCCUUUUUGUUACUACCUAUCAUAUAUACUGUUUUUAAUCGGUAGCAUAGCCAAAAACUCAUGAUAAAGUGGGAAGAUGUUUACAAGGUGGUGGAAGCCACGGCUCCACUCUACGUGGCCUUAAUAUUAGGUUAUGGGUCAGUGAAAUGGUGGAAAAUUUUCACUCCUGACCAGUGUGGUGCUAUAAAUCGUUUCGUUUGUUUCUUCACUCUUCCCCUCUACACAUUCGAUUUCACAGCCCACGUCGACCCUUUCAAGUGGAACUAUCGGUUCAUAGCAGCCGAUGCUAUAUCGAAGGUGAUCAUUGUUGUGAUCUUGGCCUUUUGGGCCAAGUUGAGUAACAAAGGCAGCUAUGCUUGGUCCAUUACAAGCUUUUCUUUGUGCACUUUGACAAAUUCUCUUGUCGUUGGAGUGCCUCUAAUGAAAGCCAUGUACGGUCAAAUAGGUGUUGAUAUUGUCGUUCAGUCUUCUGUCGUACAAGCCAUCAUUUGGAUGACCCUUCUUUUGAUUGUGCUCGAGUGUUACCGUACGGCCGGGAUUGAUAUUUCGUCAAACGACAAAAAAAUUAGUGUCGUUGCUGAUUUGAAUGAUAAUGGGGUGACUGCUGCUACCACAAAGGAUUUGGAAAUAAACGCGGUGGAAGAGUGUGUUGGUGAUAAAAGUAGUAGUAGUGAUACUCCACAGUCUUACUGGUCGUUGAUUAAGGUUGUGGGGUUUAAAGUGGCUAUGAACCCCAACUCUUAUGCGGUAUUCAUUGGCCUUAUUUGGGCUAUCAUCGCCAGCAGGUGUCAUAUUAAGAUGCCAAGCAUAAUUGAAGGGUCCAUAUCGAUCAUGUCAAAAGCUGGGGCAGGCACUGCCAUGUUUAGUAUGGGGAUCUUCAUGGCGCUACAAAAAAAGAUAAUUGCAUGUGGGUUGAGAUUAACAGUGUUUGGAAUGGUAUUGAGGUUUAUUGCCGGACCCGCCGCUAUGGCUAUCGGAUGUAUUGCCGCCGGCUUGCAUGGUGAUAUUCUACGUGUAGCUAUCGUUCAGUCAGCACUACCACAAGCGAUUGCAUCUUUUAUCUUUGCCAAAGAAUACGGAUUGCAUGCUGAAGUACUCAGCACAGCGGUUAUCUUUGGGACGAUGGUGUCUGUUCCAGUGCUCAUAGCUUUUUAUAUCGGUCUAGAUGUGUUACAUUUGCAUUUUCUAUAGUUGAUUAAUUAAUUUGGUUAAAUUCCAUUUUUCUCUUAGGGCUCGUUUGGAACGCCGUAUUAGGUCGUAUUGUAUUGUAUUAUAUUGAAUUGUAUUUUAUGUAAUAUUUUUAUGUAAAACUAUAUGUGGUAUUAA
This is a messenger RNA of Cannabis sativa, 1430 nucleotides long. Its product is annotated as auxin efflux carrier component 5-like. Gene Ontology annotation, molecular function: auxin efflux transmembrane transporter activity. Bases 165 to 1295 code for a protein of 376 amino acids. The transcript has 5 exons. Gene Ontology annotation, biological process: auxin polar transport; auxin export across the plasma membrane. Gene Ontology annotation, cellular component: plasma membrane; endoplasmic reticulum. The record is from RefSeq and is a predicted model, not a curated record. NCBI's taxonomy places the organism in Eukaryota, Viridiplantae, Streptophyta, Magnoliopsida, Rosales, Cannabaceae.